This is a messenger RNA of Aspergillus bombycis, 1692 nucleotides long. RefSeq names its product MDR family MFS transporter. NCBI's taxonomy places the organism in Eukaryota, Fungi, Ascomycota, Eurotiomycetes, Eurotiales, Aspergillaceae. Gene Ontology annotation, molecular function: transmembrane transporter activity. The transcript is spliced from 7 exons. Gene Ontology annotation, biological process: transmembrane transport. The record is from RefSeq and is a predicted model, not a curated record. Bases 1 to 1692 code for a protein of 563 amino acids.
AUGGGAGUCGAACAGAGUGGAAUACCUAACGCACCAGGCAUGGACAACUCGCAUGACAGCCAACAGGCCACCGGCAACACGGUUUUUGAUCGUCCGAAUAACAAAGUGGACUCGGCGAGCUCAGUAUAUCCCUCGGGCUUGAAAUUAGCCCUCAUCUUUUGGGCUUUGUGCCUGACUGUAUUCUUGGUGGCUCUAGAUCAAACUAUCAUUGCUACUGCAAUCCCAACUAUUACCUCCCAGUUCCAUAGCGUCGAAGACAUCGGAUGGUAUGGCAGCAUAUUUCUCCUCACGAACUGCAGUUUCCAGCUCUUUUUUGGCAAGCUCUAUACUUUGUUGUCACUCAAAUGGACCUUUGUUGGCGCCGUAUUAGUUUUCGAGAUUGGCUCAGCCAUUUGCGGUGCGAGUCCUAACUCCGUCUCCCUUAUCAUUGGGCGAGCCAUUGCCGGGAUUGGGGGCGCUGGGAUUUUCUCAGGCGCAUUGAUAAUUAUCGCCAAAUCGGUGCCUCUUUCGAAGAGACCGGCCUUUACUGGAAUAAUCGGCGCAGUGUGGGGUAUAGCAAGUGUGGUUGGUCCCUUGCUAGGGGGAGCUUUUACAACUCAUGUGUCUUGGCGCUGGUGCUUCUACAUCAACCUGCCAAUUGGUGUUAUAACCAUCCCUUUCAUUGUUCUUUUUCUCUCCUCGCAACAGCCAGAAAACAAGGCUAAGCCGCAAGGCUGGGCGACCUACAGCCAAUUCGAUCCCAUCGGGACGAUCGUUUUCGUUGCGUGCAUCAUUUGUCUCUUGAUUGCACUCCAGUGGGGAGGAGCCCAAUACCCCUGGAGUGAUGGCCGCAUGAUCGCGCUGCUGACGGUAUUCGGAGCGCUGAGUAUCGUUUGGGUAGUAACGCAAUGGCGAGGCGGCGAGAAUGCUACAGUACCCCUUCGCAUUCUGCGGCAGCGCACCGUUGUCUGCUCAACGUCUUAUAUUUUUUCUGCCAGCGCAUCGUUUGUCUUACUAAUAUACUAUUUGCCAAUCUGGUUUCAGGCAAUCAAAGGUGAUUCUCCCGACCAGUCCGGCAUCCAUAACCUUCCUACUGUUCUGAGUGUCGUGAUAUUUGCAAUCGCGAGUGGCCUGGGCGUCUCAGCCGUGGGAUAUUACAGCCCGUUUAUGAUUACGGGUUCGAUGAUAAUGGCCGUUGGCGCUGGUCUGUUUCUGCUAUUCAAAAUCGAAACUCCGACGUCGAUGUGGUUUAGUUUCCAAGUCAUCUUCGGCGCAGGUGCUGGCAUUGGAAUGGAGCUUGCGAACAUUGCUGUUCAGACUGUUCUCUCUGACGAGGAUGUCUCCAUCGGGACAUCUUUGGUGGUCUUUGCCCGCUCUCUUGGGGGUGCCAUCUUCGUCUCCGUGGGUCAGAAUAUUUUCAGCAACCGCAUUAUCACUGGAAUGCGCGCCCAAGUUCCUGAGCUAGACCCGUCGAUUGUCCUGCAGUCCGGAGCGACUGACCUUCGCCGCACAGUGAUGCAGGCCGCUUCGGGCCGGACCGGCACUGUAGUUACUCGGGUCUUAGAGAUCUACAACAACGCGAUCGUCCAGACCUUUGUUGUCGCGCUGGCCUUAGCUUGUGUCUCUAUUCUUUGUGUCAUGGGUGUCGAAUGGCGAUCCCUGAAAAGCAGUCCCAAAGAGCUGAAGUCGGAGGAAAGUCCUGGACGCGUGUAA